AUGGCGGAUGAUGCGGGUGCAGCGGUAGGGCCCCAGGACUCGGGGGGCCCAGGAUUAGGAGGCUGUGGCCCCUUCGGUGGAGGAUUCAGCAGCCGUCUUAGAGGCCGCGGUCAUGGUCGAGGCUGGGGUCAAGGCCGAGUCCCUGGGACUCGCGGAGCUUCCCUAAAGAAUGAGGUUCUGAAGAUCACGCCAGUGCAGAAGCAGACUAGGGCAGACCAGCAGACCAGGUUCAAGGCUUUCAUCACUAUUGAGGACUACAAUGGUCUUGUUGGUCUCCAUGUUAAGUACUACAAAAAGAUAGCUGCUGCCAUCCAAGGGGCCAUCAUCUUGGACAAGCUUUCCAUUGUCCCUGUACAGACAGGCUACUGGGGGAACAAGAUUGGCAAGCCCCACACUGUUCCUUGCAAAGUGACAGGCCGCUGUGGCUCUGUGCUGGUGCGUCUCAUCCCUGCCCCCAGAGGCACUGGCAUAGUCUCCGCUCCUGUGCCCAAGAAGCUACUGAUGAUGGCUGGCAUUGAUGACUGCUACACAUCAGCCAGGGACUGCACUGACACCCUGGGCAACUUUUCCAAGGCCACCUUUGAUGCCAUCUCUAAGACCUCUAAGACCUGA
Molecule: messenger RNA, 612 nt
Organism: Alexandromys fortis (reed vole)
Lineage: Eukaryota; Metazoa; Chordata; Mammalia; Rodentia; Cricetidae
Product: 40S ribosomal protein S2-like
Exons: 2
Coding region: 1-612 (203 amino acids)
Biological process (GO): translation
Cellular component (GO): ribosome; cytosolic small ribosomal subunit
Molecular function (GO): structural constituent of ribosome; RNA binding
Source: RefSeq, a predicted model, not a curated record